Molecule: messenger RNA, 8580 nt
Organism: Hypomesus transpacificus
Lineage: Eukaryota; Metazoa; Chordata; Actinopteri; Osmeriformes; Osmeridae
Gene: abca5
Product: ATP-binding cassette, sub-family A (ABC1), member 5
Exons: 38
Coding region: 152-5203 (1683 amino acids)
Biological process (GO): lipid transport; transmembrane transport
Cellular component (GO): intracellular membrane-bounded organelle; membrane
Molecular function (GO): ATP hydrolysis activity; ABC-type transporter activity; lipid carrier activity
Source: RefSeq, a predicted model, not a curated record
UCACCGGUGGGGGGGUAGCAGGCGGAAGCCCGAGUAUGUUGACAGCUACUAGCUAGCAGGUUUACAUUUUAGCUUGUUUCAUAAAAACGCACCUGCCGCGGCUGGACUCGAAGGCACUCAAAACAACAAAUGAUAUGAAAGACAUGCCUUAAUGUAUUUCAUACCAGAGCCCAACGUUGGGGAGACACAUUCAUGCGCCAGCAAGAUGCAGCAUGCUGGAAGUAUGCGACCUUUAAUUAGAAGAGAUGCAGGCGUUUGGAAUCAAACAAAAAGUCUUCUCUACAAGAAUGUACUGAUCAAAUGGAGGACCAAGCAACAGAGCUUGCAGGAGCUGAUCCUGCCCCUGCUGCUCCUGGGUCUCCUGAUCCUCAUCAGUACUCUCAACCCCCAUGUCUACUACGGGGGCAUCAGCACCAUGGUGCUGGAGAAGGAGGAUGACAACCACAUCAUCAGCGUCCUGGGUUACACCCCCAUCACCAACGUCACCAACCACAUCAUGGAAGAGGUGGCCCAGGAGAUGCGCAUGCAGGACCACCUGGAGAUGUUCUCCAGCGAGGAGGACCUGGAGAACGCCAGUCUGUACGAGCCGUCGGGCUACGUCGGGGUGGUGUUCCUGGACAGCUCUGCCACCUCAUACAGACUACGUUUCCCCUAUAGCCACUUGCCCCUUCCCAGCGACUACACCGAGUCGAUCGCCAACUGUUUUGCCACGUCAGUGAACUGCAGAGCAGCUGAUUACUGGCACUCAGGCUUCGUGCGGCUCCAGUCUCUUAUCGACGCUGCCAUCAUUCAGGUGCGGACCAAGCGGCAGGUGUGGAGUGAGAUGGACAUGCGUGUGGUGAUGAUGGGCCAGCCCGGCUCAGUGGAGGUGCAGAAGUUUCCUCACGCGCUCAUCUCCAUCUACCUGGUCCUGGCCUUCACGCCCUUCGUUACCUUCCUCAUCGUCAACGUGGCGGCUGAGAAGGAGCGCCGCCUCAAAGACACCAUGAGCAUGAUGGGGCUGUACGACUCUGCCUUCUGGUUGUCAUGGGGACUGCUGUACGCCGCUCUGGUUACCACCAUGUCCUUCUUGAUGUCUGUCAUCGCCACGUACACGGCGCUCUUUCCCAACAGUCACUUCCUGGUGGUCUUCCUCCUCAUCUUCCUCUACGGGAUCUCCUCUAUCUUCUUCUCCUUCAUGCUGACUCCCCUGUUUAAGAAGCCCAAGUUUGCCAGCACGGUGGGCUCCAUGCUGACUGUGGUGUUUGGCUGCCUGUCCCUGUUCACCGUGCUGAUGAAGGACUUUCCCCAGCCGCUGGUGUGGGUCAUGUGCCUGCUCUCCCCUAGUGCCUUCUCCAUCGGCAUCGCCCAGGUGGUGUACCUGGAGGCCCAGGGAGAUGGAGCAGUGUUCUCCACCCUGCUGAGCGGCCCCCAUCCCCUCUACGUGCCCCUGCUCAUGCUGGUCCUCGACUGCUUCCUCUACCUGCUGCUGGCGCUCUAUCUGGACCAGGUGCUGCCAGGUGAGUUCGGCAUCAGGCGGUCCCUGCUCUACUUCCUGAAGCCGUCCUAUUGGUCGAAGCGCGGUAAGCGCUACGUGGAGGUGAGCUCGGUGUACGAGAUGGAGGUGAACGGAGCGCCUGGCGUGGACGAACCUGUGGAGCUCGUCUCUCCAGAGUUCAGGGGAAAGGAAGUCAUCCGCAUCAACAACAUCCGUAAGGUCUACAAGGAGAAGGACGGCAUGGUGGAGGCGCUCAGAGGGUUGACCUUUGACAUCUACGAGGGCCAGAUCACCGCCUUGCUGGGGCACAGCGGAGCGGGCAAGUCCACCCUCAUGAACAUCCUGUGUGGCAUCUGCCAGCCCAGCGACGGCUCGGCCACCAUCUACGGCUCCCCGGUGGCCGAGGUGGCGGAGGGCUCGGAGAUGAAGCAGCUGGUGGGUGUCUGCCCUCAGUUCAACAUCAUCUUUGACGUCCUGACUGUGGAGGAGCACCUCAACAUCUUCGCUGCCAUCAAAGGCAUCCCGCCUGCCGACAUCAAAGCCGAGGUGACCAAAGUGUUGAAGGAUCUAGACCUGGAGAAGAUCAUGGAUGCCCAGGCCAAGAAUCUGAGCGGAGGCCAGAAGAGGAAGUUGUCUGUUGGCAUAGCCAUCCUGGGAGACCCCAAGAUCCUGCUCCUGGACGAGCCCACAGCAGGUAUGGACCCCUGCUCCAGACACCAGGUGUGGUCACUGCUGAAGAGUCGCAGAGCUGGCCGGGUCACUGUGCUCAGUACACACUACAUGGACGAGGCUGACAUCCUGGCUGACCGUAAAGCCGUGCUCUCUCAGGGCCAGCUGAAGUGUGUGGGCUCGUCCCUCUACCUCAAGACCAAGUGUGGGGUUGGCUACCACCUGAGGAUGUCGGUCGGUGAUGGAUGCGAGGCGGAUUGUGUUACAUCGCUGGUCAAACAUCACGUCCCCAAGGCGCAGUUGUCACGGCAACAGGAGGCGGAGCUGACUUUCACGCUUCCUUUUGAAAGCAUGGACACCUUUUCAGGUCUGUUCUCUGAGCUUGACUGCAGGCCUGACCUAUGCAUCACCAGCUACGGGGUCUCCAUGACGACGCUGGAGGAUGUGUUUCUGCGUCUGGAGGCGGAGUCUGAGGUGGACCAGGCUGACUACAGUGUAUUCAACCAGGAGCAGGCGGAGGGCGAGGGCGAGGGCGACGCGUCCUCCCUGGAUGACACUGACCAGCGGCUGCUCACCUUCUCAGACAGCCGCCCGGACGCCGUGUCGGGCCCCGCCCUGUGGAGGCAGCAGUUCAGCACGGUGGCCUGGCUGCACAUGCUCAACAUGCAGCGGGAACGCAAGGCCUUCAUCUACACGCUGGCGCUGUUCAUGGUGUUCCUGGCUGCGGUGCUGGUUCUGUCCCUAGCCACGGGAAACAUCCAGAUCCACUCCCCCGACCGUGAGUUCCAGCCCAUCUACCUCCUGAAACGCAACCAGACCCCCAGGAAGUACGUCACCAGCCUGCUGGUCCAGAACUCCUCAGGCUCCGACAUCUCUGACUUCAUCCAUAACCUGGAGUCCCAGAACGUCCAGGUAGAGAUGAUGAUGCAGGCUGACUACAUGGCAGCAGCCCCUCACAGCGCCGCCAUCAGCGUGUCGGGCUCCAGCAAGGGUUUCAGAUACAGCAUAGCGUUCAACAGCACCACGGUCCACUCCCUGCCCAUGGCGGUGAACGUCCUGAGCAACGCCAUCCUGCGCGGCCUCAACGACACCGGGCACAUCCGCACCUGGACCAAGCCCUUCGACUACCAAAUCCCAGACUCCACCUCCUACGCCCUGGUCUACAUCGAGGCCAUCAUCCUGGGCAUGCUGGCUGCCGGCAUGCCAGCCUACUUUGCCAUGGACCACACCCGUGACCGUGAGAUCAAGUGUCGCUCUACGCUGCGUAUCUCAGGCCUGCUCCCGUCUGCCUACUGGUGCGGCCAGGCAGCCGUGGACAUCCCCUUCUACUACCUCAUCCUGUCCUGCAUGACCAGCAUCCUGUUCAGCUUCCACACCGGGAACCUGCUCACCUCCAGGAACCUCACCGCUGUGGUGCUGUGUCUGGUAGGAUUUGGGCCUGCCAUGAUCCUGUUCACCUACGCAGUGUCCUUCAUGUUCACCCGUGUGCAGAGCAACAGAGACUUCUUCUCUGUGGUCUCCAUGAUGGCGUGUGUCGUGUCUGCCUCCAUGGUCCAGCUGUCGUUGGUGAACGACAACUCGGGCCUGACGAGAAUCCUCCACAACACUCUGUGUUUAUUCAACCCCCUGUACCCUCUCAUGGGCUGCCUCAACUGCAUCACCAAGGCCACCUUCCUGCCUUCCCUCUAUGAAGAAGACUUCCUGUGGAAGAACCUCCUCAUCGCGGUGCUGUCACCCUACCUGCAGUGCAUCCUCCUGCUGUUCCUGCUGCGCCACCUGGAGAUACGACACGGAGGGAGGACCAUGAAGAACGACCAGUUCUGCAGGAUCUCCUCUCAGCCCAAGGCCAAGGUGGAGAGGAACCUCGAGGAGGGUCUGAAUGAGGACGAGGAUGUGAAGAUGGAGAAGGCCCGCGUCAAGGAGGCCCUCACCUGCCAGUGUUGUGAGGAGAAGCCGGUGGUGGUGGCCAGCAGCCUGAGGAAGCAGUACAAGUGCAGGAGUGAUGGCCUUUCCCUCAACAAGAAGAGGACGCUGGCCACCAAGAACAUCUCCUUCUGCGUCCGCAAAGGUGAGGUGCUGGGUCUCCUGGGCCCAAACGGAGCAGGGAAGAGCACCAUCAUGCACAUGCUGUCAGGAGACACAGAGCCCACCGCUGGACAGGUCCUGAUGGGGGACUACAGCACAGACUUCCGCCCUGUGGACAACCCCCUGGACCAUGUGGGCUACUGCCCCCAGGUCAGCCCCCUGUGGCCCCGCAUCACCCUGCAGGAGCACCUGGAGAUUUACGCUGCCGUCAAGGGCCUCCACGGCCGCGAUGUACCAGGCAUCAUCCGACGGGUGGUGAACGCCCUGGAGCUCAGAGAGCACCUGAACAAGCAGGCCAAGAACCUGUCAGCAGGCCUCAAGAGGAAGCUGUGCUUUGCCCUAAGCAUGCUGGGAAACCCUCAGAUUGUGCUGCUCGACGAACCCUCCACAGGGAUGGACCCCAAGUCUAAACAACGCAUCUGGAGAGCCAUCCGCGCAGCGUUCAAGAGCCGCCAGCGAGGAGCCGUCCUGACCACACAUUACAUGGAGGAGGCCGAGGCCGUGUGUGACCGGGUCGCCAUCAUGGUGUCUGGUCAGCUCAGGUGCAUCGGCUCCAUCCAGCACCUGAAGAGCAGGUACGGGCGAGGCUACAGCCUGGAGGUGAAGCUGAGAGAGGAGCUGGCAGGUCUCCAGCAGGUAGCGCUGCUGCACCAGGAGAUCCUCCGCAUCUUCCCCCACGCUGCCAGGCAGGAGAGCUUUGCCACUCUGAUGGUUUACAAGAUCCCCAAGGAGGAUGUCCAGUCCCUGGCCAAGUCCUUCUCUCAGUUAGAGAGCGCUAAGCAAACCUUCAACUUUGAAGAGUACAACUUCUCACAGUCGACAUUAGAGCAGGUGUUCAUGGAGUUUGCCAAGGAGCAGGAGAGCGAGGAGGAGGAGGUAGGCUCCCUCAGUACCACCUUCCAGUGGCAGCGCUUGCAUCAGGACGGCCCUGUGCCCGCCAACCACACGGACAGCAUCGUGCACCAGCUGUGAGGGCCCACACCUGGAGUAGGGCCCACCCCUGCCCUGUCUCUCACCUGCCCUGAACACUCCUUCCACCACCACCCUACCCUAGAGAGGCGGCUGGACCCCACCCUCCUCCACCUUCUCCCCCUCGCAUGCAGGACUGUUGAGGGGCUGGAGAGCACCCCACUCAGGGCAGGGGCUGGAGGGUCUCUUGUAUGGCCUCCUUGUCUUUGAGGCUGAGGCGUGUGUGUGUGUGUGUUUACCCUCAUGUACUGGUGCUCUGUGUUCUCUGACCUGCACUGACUCCUGGAGAGACCCUAACCAGACACACCCUCUCUGGAUCCACUCCCUUCUCACUGUUCCCGGCCGCGCUCCACAGACAGACAGCACCGUGUGGACGAUCAGGACAGCCUGGUUGGAUCGUGUCUUCAGACCUUGGUGAAAGUCUCUCCUUCCUUUCAACACUACAUGUUGGGCUCCGUUCACUCCAGUACCAAAGCGGCCCCCGCUCUUCUGCACUGCGCACGCCACACCCCCUGAUCCUACACACACGAGCGCACUGGACCUGUCGUCCCCGACACCUUCUUUUAGUGUCUGUAGCAUGUGAACUAUAUUUGCAUAGCCUGGUAGUUGUUUGUUGUGCUGCCCCCUGCUGGCGAGACCAGUCUGCGCUAUACUGACUGUUCUGGAGGCCUUUUUUCUUCUGUUGUUGUGUAGCAGAGAAACCCAGCGACUUCUCCCCCUGCACUGCCCUCUGAAGGCCGUUAACGGUACUAGCAGAACCCUGGCCCCACACGUUCGCUGGACCAAAAAGGGUUUUAGGUACUGUGUGUCCCCAUGCAGUCUCUCUCUCUGUCUCUCCCUCUCUGUCCCUCUCUCUGUCUCUCUGUCUAUUUUUAUGUCUCUCUCUCUGUCUCUCUCUAGGGUUUCUCUCUAGAGAGAGACAGACAGGCAGACAGAGGGAGACAAACCUCCUCCUAUACACACCAGCAUGCAUGUCAGGUACCAGGCCCAUGUGACCCAGAGGGAGGGGCCUGGGUUGAGUAGCCCAGCAUGCAUGAGAGGACGGGACGAUCCGGCCCUUUGUACUAACUAGACAUCUCGGGUGGCACCUGGACGACAUGAGGGUGAGGGGAGGACUCACACUGCCCCCUCCUGGUAGCUUUCCUCAUCACAGCCUGGGAGAGAGAACUGGGAGAAUGUAGUUUGAAAUAUGCACACACCAAAACAUGUAGCAUACAGACUUUGUGAAACAUUUACUACUGGGUACCGAUCCAAACGUUUGGGGAAAGUUAUUUAGUGUGUCUGAAGUGUUUUGUGUGUUUUUAAGUCGGUGUUCUCCAGUGAAAAUAUCGAAUGUGUGACGCCUAGAUAGAAAGAAGUUUCUCUUCAGAGGUGAAGGCCGUUUCUCCCACUCUGCUCUGGUUUCUCGCUCUCGCUCUGUUGCCAUGUCAACUCACGUGUUUUUCUAUUUAAUAUAUCCCCUUGGUGUGUUUGUUAUGUGGAUUUGAGGUAAAGGGUAGUGUUCUUUUGAGAGGAUGCUUUGUCAGUGCAAACGGCAAAUCGCUAAAUUGUACCUUUUUUUUCUUUCGGCAUUCAAGUGUUUUUUGGGGUAGAAGGAUAUCCAAAGGGUUGAAUCUUUGUUUUUAUUAUAAAGUAGUUCAUCCCAUCCAGUUGCGUCAUAUUUUUAUUAUAUUUUUUGUCAUCUUAUCAUUGUCUCAAAUUAAAAAUAAUUUAUUGUUUAGUUUUUUUUGUACUCCUGACCUGAACACGUUUUAAUGUUGCAUCACUCACUGAUGCCAGAUUUGUUCUCUAGUGCUGCAUCAGUGUCAUACAACUUCAAGCAAGACAUGAUUCCCCCGUGAAAGUGUUUAUUUUCACAAUGUCAUUUUUCUAGAAAGGUGUGGUCCCAACUCCUUCCUUUUGUAAGGAGGCAUUGUCCUGAAUCUGAGUACAAUCCACUCUAUUGAUGUCUUAAGAUUUUUUGAUGUGGAGAGGAGUCUUAAUACUUUUUUUUGUCCAGCCUUGAUUCAGACAUCUGAAUCCAGUAGUGGGUUUAGACAGCAGGUGGCCUUCACUUCUGUUUGACAUGUUUUAAGCUCCAUUUUGGCACGGAUUGUCAUUGAGGAAAAUGCAUCUUGUCCCUUUUGCCUUUGAACAUUUGGACUAAUGUUUCCAUGUUUAUUCACUAGAACUGGAUUCAUACUCUCAAAGGUGGAGUGCAGACGCUUCUAGAUGUUUCUGGUUUUAAAAUUGUUUCAUCAUAAUGUGGAGAUUUGCAAGUAUUUGUUGUGGUCUAGUAUUUGGGGUGUUGAAUAAUGGAACAAUUUACUUGAAAUGGGUGUAGUUUCAUUGAGGUUUGGUAUAUUUUAUGAUUGUUAUCGUUACUAUGACAAUGGAGGGAAAACCCCCCCACCCCCCUAAAAAAGUCAGUUUAACCUGCGAGAGUAUUCAUUGAUUUUUGUUAUUUACGCUUCUGUGUGCUACAAACUAACCUAACAUGUUUGUGGCUGAAGGUUGUUUUAAUCAACAUGUGAGUAAUGAACGUCCCCCACGUGUCAACAGAACAUCUUCAUCUGCGUGAACAUCAUUUCUGCACAUGUAGCCUAAUGCAAGGACGGACAAAUUACAAUGUCUGACGGUUUUGUCCUAUGAAGGAUUAUUUUCAGUGAACUGCUAUCAAAAAAAAAAAUUCCCAAGUGCAAUAUUAAGAUGUGUGUAGUGGUCAUAAGUAUUCUGUUAACUCUUAUGUCAUGGUAUUCUGUUAACUCUUAUGUCAUGGUAUUCUGUUAACUCUUAUGUCAUGGUAUUCUGUUAACUCUUAUGUCAUGGUAUUCUGUUAACUCUUAUGUCAUGGUAUUCUGUUAACUCUUAUGUCAUGGUAUUCUGUUAACUCUUAUGUCAUGGUAUUCUGUUAACUCUUAUGUCAUGGUAUUCUGUUAACUCUUAUGUCAUGGUAUUCUGUUAACUCUUAUGUCAUGGCUAAAUGCAAUAUUGUAUUGUGUGUACAUGGACUUUCAGUACUUGGAGCCACCACCAACAACAACUGAUUAAAUGUGCACUUCUCUGGCAACUUCUUCAUCUUCACGUUCUGUACUCUCCUUUAAACUGCGAUCAAUACAUUGUCAUAGAAAUGCUAUUUGUAAUGAAAACUGAUCAGAUUCUCAAACAGUUUCCGUUUCCCUGGUGGUGGUAUUAUUGCACUAUAUCUGGGAGUUUUAUAUAAUGUAUAUUAUGCAACAUUUGUAAGAUUUUUGUGCACCGAUUUUAUUUUUGAUGACUUUUGUUGAGAUGUUUGUUGUGUUGUGCUCCUAUAAUCAAAGUUAACCCAGUCUGGCUGAAGCACCCUGAUCAUAUUGAAUUAAGACCACUGGAAAUAAAUAUUGAGAAAAGUGAAAGCUAAA